Messenger RNA from Sabethes cyaneus, 11743 nucleotides. RefSeq names its product protein bark beetle (gene bark). The transcript has 11 exons. Gene Ontology annotation, cellular component: membrane. Lineage: Eukaryota; Metazoa; Arthropoda; Insecta; Diptera; Culicidae. The coding region runs from base 982 to 10419 and encodes 3145 amino acids. The record is from RefSeq and is a predicted model, not a curated record.
UCAACUAUUCGGUUAACUCAUCAAUAAAUGUAGUGCAAAAGUAAUGCAGGUCAUUUAAAACUGGCAAAACAAGUUAUUUUCAGUGGUUGCGGAUGCAAAAAGUGAGUGCCUCUUUGGGGGUUUCGAAAAGGUCACCGACAGUUCACUGUUGCUGGCAGAUUCAAAUCUGUUGACGCGUAAAGUCUUCUCGAUUCAUUUUCUGUGGUAGUGCUGCUGCUGUUGCUCUGUUCUUUGCUAUAAGCUUUUGUAGUUACCUUAGCCAGGUAUGCCGUUAAGGUGUCUUUAUUCAACGAGUAAAUAAAACAGCAGAUGGAAUGUUGUGUUGUUGAUUAUGAAACCUCAUUUUCUGAGGUGUAGUGCAGUGCAGUGAGAAUGAUUCGUGUGUGCAUGCAUCUAGCAUAGUAUCUUUGAGGAGCUGGCAUAAAGGGCGGGCGUUGCCAGUCAGUGCUUGGGGGAAUCGCAGUUUGGUCGUAAAUUGCGCUGUAACGCAUAGCCGAAGUGAUCAAACAGUUUGUUUUUAUAAUACGAAAUGUCGUUUAUCAGCUUAAAUAGAUGUGGAGCUAUGAAUCAGUGGCUGGAAAAGUGAAAACUGUUUUCGUUGUGCAUACAUCGAUUGUCGUUGCGUGCGUAAAUUGUGAAGCAAUUGCCAUACUCAUAUCGUGGUUGUACGAUAAUUGCAUUGGAAAACACAUUCAUUCGGGGCGUGGAUCUAUCGCUUCAUGCUCGAACCUAUAAUACUCAGAAGAUUGCAAGUAGCUCCUCAAACAGAAGAAUCGAAGCUGAAUCAUCAUGCAAUACUCAGUGCUUCAGUCUUCAGUCUGUCGCGUUCCGCGAUAAUGGUGCCACACGAAACAGCAAAUGUGACGAUAAAUUGCCACGGCUCUCUCGAAAGAUCAACCGUACGAGUUAAUUGGUAACGGAAAUCGUGCCAGUGAAAAAAGAUUAUAAGUGUAUCGUGAAAGAAGAAUCGAAACGAGAAAAAUGAAUCGAAAAUUCGUCGAAAGUGAUAUAAAUUUCAAUUCGAAACGACCGACUGUGACCGACAGUGUAGAAAUGCUUCCUCCGAAGCGACUUUGUUGGAAGAAUCGCUGGAAGAUUCGGUGUUCACGGGCAUUUCUCCUAGGAGUUGUAGUGUUAGUGUUUAGCAGUGUGACGAUUUGUGAUGGUCAAGAAUUUGGUGAAAGUAUCGAAAAUCAUCCGGAUCGCGAUUUCGAGCAUAUUUCCGCACUAAGCAAGGAGAUUUUUACCAAUCACAUACCGACCAGUGAGAGUGGAGGUGACGACGAUGAGUCACGGUACCAGUUCGAAAAUGUACCCGUCGGGUCGAACGGUGGUGGUGAUCACUAUACGGAAAUUGCGGGGGAUGUAGUGCUCGGCGAAAAGGUUCUGCGCGCUACCGAGAGUCCAUACUUGCUGAGGACCGAUCUGGAGAUCGAAAAACGGGCGAGGUUAAUCAUCGAACCGGGGGUCACGAUUCAUUUCGCACCCAUGGUCGGCAUUACCGUGCGAGGGUCGUUGAUGGCUUUGGGUACAUCGGAGAGCAAAAUAAUUUUCACCUCGUUACCUAACUCUGGCUAUAAGGAUGUCGUAUCGGAUCCUAGGGAGGUCGGAGCGCGACUGGUUGAUGGACCGAGUCCUCUGAUUGGUCGAUUGCAGCUUUUGAACAAUGGAAAAUGGCGUUCCGUUUGUACGAACUCAAAAAAUUGGACAAUAGCCGACUACGAGACCACAUGCCGGCAGAUGGGUUACAAAGGCGGUCGGUUCUGGAAUUGGAUGGAUCGCAUUCAAAACUACGAACCGAGAUUGCUGUAUGAGGAUCCAAGAUGCUCAGGAAUUGAAAAGGGAUUGUUUGAGUGCGCCUGGAGUUCGAGACAGAUUGGAUCGGGAGUUUGUGACUAUCACAGCGAUAUUGGUGUUCAGUGCUUGGCCCUGUUCGAUCAAGUAACUCCCCAUUGGCGAGGCAUUCGAUUCGAGAACGCUGAGAGCAAGGAAACGCUUGCGCACAAUCAUAUACUGUACGACUUUAUAUCUUUAUCGGAGCUAAGGAAUGUCGAGAUUAUUCGAGCUGGAACAGGACGAGGUGGCAGCGCUGAAGCUGCUAUAUCGGUUAUUGGGACACCCCCCAUUCUGGACCACGUGGUUAUCGAUCAUUCCUCGUUCACGGGAAUUAACAUUACCAAACACGAUGCAGCAUUUAUUUUCAAAGAUGUAACUGUACGAAGAAGCAGAGGAUUCGGAAUAUUCGUUAACUCUAGCUACGGUUCUACGUUACUCGAUGGGGUGACUAUUAGCGAGAAUGGAGCUGACGGCAUUCGCUACGUGGGUCACGAUUUACGAGCGAGCGAGCGAACGGACCGCAGUAAAGUGUUUGACUUUUGCACUCUUACGACUACGGCAUGGCAAAUCUAUCCGCUGCAUUUAUCAUUUGAGCAGUCCCAAUUUGCCCUAUCCCAUAAGCAGUGCGCUCAAUCUUUAACGACCGGGUACGGUUAUGUGCUUACGUUCCAUUUUGUCUACUUUGAAAUGGCUCGAAAUGAAAGUGCUGUUGUUCAAAUUUAUGAUGGAAUGUCGGAAAACGAUCGCCUGCUGGCAUCUUGGAACAUUCGAAACUCAACUAGACCACAAAGUGUAACCAGUACAAAGGAGAAAAUGUUUAUCAAAUUUAGAGCAGAUCCUAGGAGUCAGGUGCUAGCACAUUUUCGCGUGACAGCCGGGGUUACGAAAGCGUAUGAUCUCAACGUAACGCAAGCCACGAUCGUUGACAACGGAGGUCGUGGUAUUGCUAUCGAUAAUCUCCGAUCGCAGGUUCACGUUCACGCUUCAACGAUCUCAAACAAUAAGCACGCAGCAGGUCUGCAUGUCACCAGUGGUGCCGGCGAUGUGAAUGUGACCGACUCGAAGAUCAGUUUUAAUGUUGGCGACGGUAUCAACAUAACCUACUACGGUGGAAAUCGGAACAUCUCCCGGAGCUCAGUGAGUUCGAAUAGGGGGUAUGGAUUUGCCGUUUGGUUGAACCAAACCACCAAAGAUCGGCAGGAGUUCCUGGAGUUCAACCAAACCACCACGAUCGAAUACUCAAAUAUCGUAAAAAAUUUGGAGAUUUCCAUUUUACACGGUAACUACUGUGGAGAUUCGUGGGUUAACAUAACCGGAAAUUGGUUUAACGACAGCACUAACAAUGCAAUAGAUAUUCAAUCGUGCUGGUUUGAUACGAUCGAUAAGAGAAGACUGAGACUUCAGAUUGGCCAUAAUACAUUCGAGCAUUUGAGCAAGAUUGGGAUCGUGAUUAGUCCGAUCCUCAACUUAGAGGGAAAAAUAGAGUACAAUCAUUUUCUGAAAGGUAAAUAUGGAGCUUUGUUAACAAGGAACAAACCGUGGGAGGAAUUUAGGCAUCUUCCAGUGCGUUUGGUGGUGCAGCACAAUCACUUUAUGUACAAUAAAGGCAUUUACGUGGUAUCUCUAGGAUUGUCCCCGAAUACGGACAAUAAAACUCAAUGGUUACUGUUCACUAGGAACUUCGUCAAGGGUAACAGAAUUCAGGAGACGUUCGGUCCUCUUGAAGACGAAGGUGAAGGUUUGGGUGGUGAAGGUCGUCUAAAUCCUAGAUCACGUGUAGCAGCACCAGUGGUGAUAUCAUCCAACAACGUUGACGUAUACCGCAAUAUCAUCUCAAAUUAUGAGUCAAAGUAUGAAGUUGGAUCUCAACUCUCGGAUCAAAGUAAGGCUUUGAACGUGACCUACAAUUGGUUGGGAUACCAAGAAGAGGAGAGGAUCUACGAGCGGCUGUUUCAUCGUAAGGACCGAUAUGAUCUCGCCAAAAUUGAAUACUUCCCAUACCUGUUGCAUCAUUCCAAUCCCGGGACGCAAACCAUUGCUCAGUACGCUAAGUUUGUACCAUUCUUCUACAAGGAAGGUAGCGAUCGAAUCGGUGGAGAAGUCGAUGGUCAGGAAAUACUUCCUUCCGGUAGCUAUACCGUGGAACGGGAUAUUAAUGUUCGACCGGGUGGAAAACUGAUCCUUAACUCCGGUGUGAUUCUAAACUUUGCACCUAGUGUAGGUAUGAUGGUGACUGGAAAGCUGGAAGCUCGUGGUCGUAAGCCCGAUGACAUUCUAUUCACACUGAAGCGUGAAGCCGUCAUGACCGAUAAUGAUACCACGGAAGCCAUCAUGGUUGAUCCCGAUAUGGCAAUGGACAUUGAAACGGAACGCAUCACGGAUUUGGAAUCUACCGAACCGCAAGUGCCGAAAGUUCCUGUACGUUUGGUUGGCGGUGCCAGUGAUCAUGAGGGUAGAUUGCAGAUCUACCUUGAAGGUCGCUGGGGAACGGUUUGUGACUACGGGUGGACAAUGAUUAAUGCGGCGUUAGUUUGUCAUCAGCUCGGACUUGCUCUUAAUCCACUGGAUUGGAGAUUGCAGCGAUCAGAAGUUCCAGGUGCUGGGACUUCUGAGGAUGUGCUCCUUUCAAAUGUACGCUGCACUGAGCAUGACAUCGACAUAACCGAUUGUCGUGCAGAACGAGCGUCACAGGGUGAGUUUGAAAAUUCCUGCAAUCAUGAGAGUGACGUUGGCGUCAGGUGCUACGAAGGUGCGUGGGCUGGUUUGCGGUUCGGAGUGCUAGCGGAACGAGCGGACCUUCAGUACAUAACCAUCGAAAAGGCUGGCUUGUUUGACUACAUGACCAAUACCUUCAAACCGGCACUGCAGAUGGAUUUUGCACGUCACAAUUUGGACAGUAUAAGAGUGGUGGAGAAUCUUCAAGAUGGCUUGGGUGUCAUCUAUUCUGAUAUUUAUGCAGGAUCCUCUGUCAACAACAUAAAAAACUCGGAGUUUUCGGCCAACCGAGGUAACGGGAUCAGUAUUAAACAGCUGGGUCUGAAAGUGCACGGAAGCAUCAUCAAAGACAAUAGAGGGUCAGGUAUCAGUCACGAUUCUGUAGUGUCGGCUAUGGAGCAGCGAGAGAUCACAAGUUGGUUCAACAUGGUGCCCGAUUUUAACAUUGAUGAUUCGGAUUAUCGUCCAAUAAUGCUACCGCGGGACUCGCAAAACAUCGACAUCGACCAGUGGCAGAUCAAACACAUUAUCACGCAACCCGUAAACGAAGAACCAGUAGAAAAGCUAAUAACAAUCCGAUGCCAGCCGGGGUAUGUUAUCGGUAUCCAACUGUUGAACCCAAUUGAAAACCGAUCCACCGAAAAUAUUUGGAUUUACGACUCCCUUGCUGGAAGCAGCAAUUCUGACAUUUGGCAGGUGAAGCGAGAUAUUUCAGCAUUUCCUCUAACGACAAGCAGUUACGGAGCAAUUCUUCACUACAAAAGCGGUCACAAUGCCUUGGGAGGUACAGUCCUGGUUCUGCGUUCUAUUCAGGCUCCCGUUCAGAACAUCUAUAAUCGAAUCGUUCGUGGUCCGGUACCCACGUUACAGAUUACGGCAACAAAAAUUCAACGAAACUUUCGCGGCCUCACCGGAACCUACUACAAUCGAUACCUUGGCGAAAAGAGCGAACUCUAUCUGCGUAAGGCAAAUGAAUCGAUGAAGUUGGUUAACUGUGAAAUCAGUCACAACCGGCAGGAGGCGAUUUUUAUUAACUCGCCGUUCUGGGAUGUGCACGAGAGCAAUAUUUCGGAGGUAACGAUUCAUGUUAACAACAGUAUGAUUCGUGAUAAUGGACGAGGGAUACGACAGUUUUCGAGGGAUCUUCGAUCGUCCAAUAAUUUGUUCCACUAUGUGCUGCAGGAUACGACCAUUGAGAGUAACUCUUUCGGCGGGUUGGAGCUGAGCUUGCCGUAUGUGUGGCAGUAUAACGAGAAUUUCACCCAUUCGGUGUUCCUUGGAAACGAUACUUGGGUUAGAAAUCGGCGUUUCGGAAUAGUGAUAGAUGGACACUACGCUGGGGUUAAUAUUUCUUCGAACAUUUUUAUGGAUAAUGUUUGCGCUCACGGAUUGAUUGGCUUGAAAGGUAUGGAGAAGAAGCUACGAAUUGAUAACAACCGGAUUGUGAAAAAUUCCGGAAAGUAUCUGGUGGAAUUCAGAUCGGACAGUCAGAGUGAGAUCCUCGGUGAAAUUCCGGCAAUCUUUGCCUUCAAUCACAUCGAAGGCAAUGAGAAAGUGAUUUCAACCCGGUCGGAAAUGAGGAACUUCAUUCGGGGAGAUCGGGGCAAUGCCAAGGAUCCGACCUGUGUGAUUGGUUUUGGAGGUAUUCAAAAGGUUAAGAUCUACCGAAAUGUGAUUUUCAACAACCAACAGGAUUAUGAUUUAAUUGCUGGUAUCAAAUCGGCUAGAUUGAAUAGUUUCGUUGAUGUUCGGGAAAAUUGGUGGGGAUCACAGGAUGAAGAGUACAUCAAAGCACGAAUUUUCGACUUUGAUGAUUGGAAUAAUCAUGCGGAGGCACAGUAUAGGCCGUAUUUGAUUGAGGACAAUAUCUACGGAAGUGAGUCGGUGACCAUCUCGAAGAACAGAACUGUCGAUCUGGAUAAUCUUGGCGGGAGAAUUUUGGAGGAUAUUUCGAUCUACCGAAGGGAGCAACCGUAUGUGAUCAAGGCGGAUAUCACCAUUAUGCCUGGAGUUACGAUGAAUAUUUACCCGGGAGUUGUUAUGGAGUUUGCUCCGAAUGUUGGAAUUCUAGCUUUGGGAACAUUGAUCGCUCGAGGCACUCGCGAUGGAGAAAUUGUGAUGAAGCCUAUUGAAAAUGCGUUGGAGCAAAUAAAUCGCGUGGAAAGAUCCAUGGAAAAUAUGGUCAACUAUGAUUCUAUCCGUCUGUGUACCAAUAGGAAUUGCUCGGGAAGUGACCAAGAGAAUGAAAAAAUCCGGGAAGGAUUCUUGGAGUAUUACAAUCACACUACGUUACAGUGGAUUCCUAUUUGUGAUCGUCGAUUUACUGAGCGUAACGCUCAAGUUGUGUGCCGAGAGCUUGGAUAUGAUCCACUAGACAUCUUUAUAGGACAUGAUCGCAGGAUCGAAUUCCACACGAACUCACUGACACGAAUUUGGACUUGGGUGGAACCAAUGGAAUGCCAUGGCGAUGAGCUGCGUUUGGAAGAAUGUCCGGAGCGGUUGAACGGUCAGUUGUACGGUAGGCGUCACGAGUGUCAAUGGUUUUCGGACUUCGUGUUCAUCAGUUGCAACGGGGAGCCGGAGGAGAGAAACUACUGGGGCGGAGUUCGAUUUGCUAACCCCGAUUUUGAAGCCAGUAUGUACGAGCACAGGAUUCAUGAUGCCAUCACUCAUUCAAACUCCAGACGGAUCGAGAGUAUUAUGGAGUUUGUUCGUAUCGAACGAGCUGGAAUGCUGCAUGGGGAGAAAUCCCCCUCAGUUCAGACUAUAGCGAAGAAUCCCAGCAUCAGUUUCGUAUCAAUUCGAAAUAGUGCUCAUCACGCUGUGAACUUGGUUUCGCCAAGUGAUACGAUUCAUUUGAACUUCUUGAACAUCUACAGAGCUCUGGGACAAGGAAUCAAUGCGAUUUCUUUGACAGGAGAAGGACGGGAGAGUGACGAAUCCAGUUACAGUCCGUUGAAGGAUCUGGAUCUUCCGUAUAAUUUGUUCUCGAUGAUUGAUAUCUGUGAUACCAAUAAGGAGAUCACUCUUGAGGAACGGGUUCUAGUAUACUACAAAUAUGACAACAACCCUGUCAAUUGUGUCAAAAUCUUCAAAAGUGCGUACCGAGUUAAACCACUAGGUUUUCGUCUGUUGCAAUCGAAUUUGUUCAAUCACUCGAAGGAAUACGGACGCAGGGAUAUGAUACAACUGAUGGACGGUGAUAUCUACAAUAUCUCAGCGAAAGUAAUUGGCGUUGUUGAUGCGGAUUCCUUGAACCAGAAGCGAUUGUUUAAAACGGAAGAGCCUGCAUUGAGUGUUCGACUGAUCGCCAGUGGAGCUCCGUCACGUCACGGAUUCAUAGCUGAGGUUGUCACGCUGCCUAUUUCCGCCAUUGGCUUUAAUCGUGAUGCGCAGCAUAAUAUAUCUAACUCGGAUAUUCAGGAAUGUGUUGGAGGCGGAGUGCACUACGUUACUGUUGGUGAAGUUUCUCCGACUUUGACCAUGGAACGAAAUCGAUUCGUCAGAAAUUGUCGUCAGUUGUAUGGAAACUUCUCUUCGUGUGAGGCUACCAUAAGGGCAGAUGUUCAGAAUAUGCAGUCGUUAUACUUCCGAAAUAAUCUUGUUCAGGAAAAUCAGGGAGGUUUAUCGAUACGGGCUGAUUCGCGAGGCUCUGCAACAUCGUUGCGUGGAUGGAUUCACAACAACCUGUUCGUAAGGAACCGCAAUCGACCUGCGCUGUACGUCGAGGGUCGUCAGUCUUCUCCCUAUCAGGAGGUAACGGUGCACAACAAUUACAUCACGCAAAACGACGCUGCCUUCCGGGAUGUAGCAGUGCUCCGUCAAGUCGUAUCCAAUUUUAGCUUCAACUACGUGCACAGUAACAAGGGUGGUCGAAUCAUAGAGGUGUCCGGGUUCGAUAGGGUACGGUUACCGAUUUACCAAACUACGUCGCACAAUGGAUUCUAUGAUAACGUGGCAACAGACUGGAGUGGAAGAGCGACAAUUGUAGCUGGAACGGCCGGGCAACAUUACGUGGAUAACAUCUUUGCUAAUCCGGACAACGACUACGAAAUGAUUACUGUGAAUCGUUCCAUAUUUGAAUUCCAAUACUGGAAUAGCACGUUGGACGUUUGGAAGACCAAAAUCGACGCAAAGCUAAACUACUGGAGUUACAAUGGAACGCUGGCCGUCGGGUCCCGUAUUCGGGAUCGCUUCGACGAUCCCCAGCUGCUGGAGGUCCAAUACCUACCGCUACAUAUGAACAACCUAACCGUGCUGGACGGGAAGUGUCCUCCGGGCUGGACACUGCUGAUCGACACCUGCUACAUGUACGUUGGCGCUCCGAUGAGCUUCCGGGAGGCGCGAGAAUUUUGCCGCUCGGACAACGCUUCACUGCCGUUCGUUCAUGGUGAUCUUACCCCGCUGUGGUUCUUCCUCGAGCAGCAGUCCCGCUAUCUGCGGUCGGCGGAAAAAGUAUGGAUCCAGGAUCCGAACUACAUCGAUCGGUGUACGUCGAUUAUCUAUCGCAAUGUGGAAAUCGAAGAAUGCCACCAACGGCACGCAUUUUUGUGUGAAAUUGACCCGAAGGUUCAAAUUGAUCCUCUAUUCUGGAAAGCGGAUGCAGUAGCGGUCGCUAUGCUUACGGCACUGAUUUUGGUAUUCGCUCUACUGUUGUGCAUUUGCAUCUGUUGGAUCUAUAAGUCACGCUAUCGGCAGUCGCAACGAUUGCAACGAAGAAACAGCAUUCGGCAGAGUAUGCGCAGUUUGAACAGCAUUGAUCCGCAGGGAUCAAUAAGGAGACGCAAUUAUGUUGUUUCCCGUUCGACAGAUACGCUCAAAUCAGUCACCACCGGUACAACAGACUACAAGAAAAUGGCCUCUAAUGGAUCGAUUGAAUCCGUGGAUAAAAGCGUGCUGAGCUCGGAAACCAACUAUGACACGUAUGAUAAGCACAAUCAAUCGUACAACAACGAGUACACCGAACAGCUGAAGAGUCAGUUGGGAUACAGCGACGGAACAGCCAACGGAGGACCGGAUUUUAUGCAGCAUUCGAAUGGUAACAGUCCUACUAGGACCAAAGUGUACGGACUGCCCGAGUAUAGCUCCCAUGGUAGCACAGCGUUUGAGUUAGCAUUCCGCAAUGAAGGCUUUCGGGAUACCUCGACCACUUAUUCCGGUGUAACACGGAAUAACUCAAUCAGUACGGUCAUCAACGAAGAUACUCCCAUCAUUCACCAUCCAGGGGACAACGACGAUGGAGGAUCUGAUUUCUAUGGCAAUUCAAGCACACUUCCUAUUAGAGUAAAGGGUGACAACCUAUCAUUCCUAAAUGAACUGAAAAAUCGCCUGCCAGAGUAUGCUCCACUGCCACCAACUAAUGGCCAUAGCAGCUUCCUACCAUUGACACCGGAGCAUCCGGUCAAUGGUUCAACUCCACCGUCAUACGAUCCGGAAAAAGAUCGUCAAAAUUUCAACCCUCCACACGAGUACCAACAACCGACGGUCCAAGUACGUAAUCCGAACGCAUUUGACCUGCCACCUCCCAGCAGUGAUGCCAGAGAUAUUCGUCGACCGGCGUCGUACAUGAAAGCUGUCAAAAAGUACGCCACGCCCGGGAGAGAACGAGAAUCCAUCAUUCCGCCACCGCGUGUCGAUAGCAAUGGCAGCCGGCGGCCGCGAACUGUUUACGAAGCGUCCAGUGAACCUCAGGAAGCGGCGCGCUCUCAGCCACCACCGAUUCCGGCUUCACCUCCGAGGGCCAGCUACGCCAGGUCCAAAUCGGAAGCUCUGCUGGAAACUAACUUUGACGAAGCGCUACCGCCUAUGCCGAGCAUGCUCAGCUCGGACAGUCGCAGCUAUUCGCAACCCCUGGAGACUGCUAUGUAAAAUUCCGAUCAUCAUCCGAUUUUGGCGGUCUGAAGGAGGAUUCGAAACAAUUACAAAAAUGUUAGUCAUAUUUGCAAUUUACGACAAUUUCACAGUGAGCUCUAGCUGCAUUGCAUCGAAUAGUAAUUAUUUAAACGAUUAGAGAUCAUAGUUAUAUUUUAAAAUAAGAGUAAUAUUGUAGACCUGUUCUGCGAGUUCAGACUGUUUCUAUAUAUGCGGAACUUUAGAGAAAGCGCUCUAUUUAAAGCUUUUCAAAGCAUUGCGAAAGCUGCGUAACCAUGGCGACAUUUGCGGCCAAGGAUAGUAUUAAGAUAUUGUAGCAUAACAUAACUAGCAUUUGUAAGGUUUCAUGUGCUUUUGCUCGCUUGCGAGAAAAGGUUCAAGCCAGGAAUCAUUCCGUACUAUGUGCAUUAGUCGAACUAAAGUGUCUUAGCUUGUGCUUUCGGCGUAAGCGGAAACGUUCAUUCUAUGUUGUAUAUAAGCUAGAUAAGCAAUAGAAUAAAAUAGAGUUUAUUUUAACAUUCAGUAUAUUAGAUUAUUCGGGAGACGUGUUUUCAAAAUAACAAACUGAUCAUAUGCGAUCGAGAAAAAGCCUUGAACGGGGAUGGAAACAGCAUGGAAAAUUGCUGGUGAUAAAUAGGUAGUAGUAAUUAAACUGAUGGAACAAUUAUGAGCAGUAAUCAAAUCGUUAUGACGAUCAAGUUCUCAGGCAGCAGUACUAAGAAUAACAGAAAGUGUUCCGCUUACAUUCCGUAGACAGACGAUGAAACGAUAAUCAUGUGGCACUAUUACAGUUGUGCACGUCAAAAUAGUCUAAUCACUAUGAUUGCAAGGCCACCGUAUCAAAUACGGACGUACUGCACUUUUACUACAGAGAAGACCGGAUUCCGUUUUGCCUGAAAUUGAUUUGAAACUUGAUUUUACUGGAAAAGUACACCGAACGUUCGUAUUUGUCAUUCAAUUGUAGUUUGUAAAUAUUCCAAUCCAAAUGGAGAGACUAUCAAUACAAGAUAAUCAGAAUAAAGUUUCGAGAUGAGCUUGAAUUUUUCCAUACACUCUCGCCGCUGUACUAAUGAAUGAUACCUCAUUUUGCAUCACAGGCAUAAUUUCGCUUUUGUACCGUCCAAUAAUUUGUGUAUUCUUAUUGGAAUACUUUCAUAUAGUUUUAGUUUCAUCAAUUAAUGGCAAUAACAGUAACAAUAAGAUGACCAACCGCAUGUAAUGUAAGGUGAUACGAACAGAAGUACAUAUAGUUUUUGUUACAGGAUUGUUUCCGGGAGGAACAGACUGCUAACAGGAGAACAACACAAAUAAAACCUCAAUG